Messenger RNA from Haemorhous mexicanus (house finch), 3897 nucleotides. It is a transcript of the gene YOD1, whose product is annotated as YOD1 deubiquitinase. Gene Ontology annotation, biological process: endoplasmic reticulum unfolded protein response; protein deubiquitination. Gene Ontology annotation, molecular function: cysteine-type deubiquitinase activity. NCBI's taxonomy places the organism in Eukaryota, Metazoa, Chordata, Aves, Passeriformes, Fringillidae. Gene Ontology annotation, cellular component: nucleus; cytosol. The coding region runs from base 32 to 946 and encodes 304 amino acids. The record is from RefSeq and is a predicted model, not a curated record. The transcript has 2 exons.
GGCGGCGGCCGGUGCGGCGGCGGCCCCGAGGAUGCUGCGGCUGCGCUGCAAGGCCCGGAGCGGCUCGCACGCGCUGCCGGGGCUGUCGCCGCACUCCCGCCUCCGCGACAUGCAGGCCGCCCUCGCCGCGCUCACCGGAGUGCCCGCGCCCGCACAGCGCCUCCUGCACGGCUUCCCGCCGCGCAGCCUCGACCUCAGCGACGGCGAGCGGCGGCUGGGCGAGCUCGGCAUCCACUCGGGUGACACUCUGAUCGUGGAAGAGGACACAUCCAAACCCGAGCCCGGCUCGCCGGUGGUAGCCAAGAAAGCGAUGUCCCAGCCCGUCAGAGAAGCCGUGCCCGUGCUGGCCAGGAGGGUGGUGCCAGCAGACAAUUCCUGCCUGUUCACCAGCGUGUUCUACGUGGUGGAGGGCGGCGUGUACGACCCCGGCUGCGCCCCGGAGAUGCGCAACCUCAUCGCCCAGAUCGUGGCCAGCGACCCCGAGUCGUACUGCGAGGCCGUGCUGGGCAAAACCAACAGGGAAUACUGUGACUGGAUCCGCAGGGAGGAGACCUGGGGAGGAGCCAUCGAGGUGUCCAUCCUGUCCAAGUUCUACCAGUGCGAGAUCUGCGUGGUGGACACGCAGACCGUGCGCAUCGACCGCUUCGGCGAGGACGCGGGCUACAGCAAGCGCGUGCUGCUGAUCUACGACGGCAUCCACUACGACCCCCUGGAGCGCCGCCUGCCCGCCUCGGACCUUCCUCCCCAGACCAUCUUCCCCAGCAGCGAUGACGUGGUGCUGGCGCAGGCUCUGGAGCUGGCGGAUGAAGCUCGCAGGAAGAGGCAGUUCACGGAUGUGAAUCGCUUCGCCCUGCGCUGCAUGGUGUGCCAGAAGGGACUGACGGGGCAGCUGGAGGCCAGGGAGCACGCCAGGGAGACUGGACACACCAACUUCGGGGAGGUGUGAGCUCAGCAGCACGAGGAGGGUGCCAUCGACUACCUCAGCGCUCCGGAAUCAGAUUCUGGAGUCUCAGAUAAGCUGUUUGUAAUCAUAAAAUUCCGUUCACAGAGCUUGAAAAGCUUAUUAACUAAUUAACUAAAUUAACUUCAUGGUGGCCAACGCGCAGGUUUGGGAAUAGGGGAUUGGGAGUAGGGAUGGCACUUGGGCUGGUGGUGGACAGUGGCAGCCACACCUUGAUUUCAUCACCUUCUCUGUGUGUGUGUGUGUGUGUGUGUGUGUGUGUGAGAGAUCUGAGCAGACAGACACAGCCAGGCUUGUCCAGCACUGCUGUAAAAUCCAUCUCUGAGGUGCUGAAUGUGAGAUCUGAACAGAGAGACACAGCCAGGCUUGUCCAGCACUGCUGUAAAAUCCAUCUCUGAGGUGCUGAAUGUGUGACCUGAGCAGACAGACACAGCCAGGCUUGUCCAGCACUGCUGUAAAAUCCAUCUCUGAGGUGCUGAAUGUGAGAUCUGAGCAGACAGACACAGCCAGGCUUGUCCAGCACUGCUGUAAAAUCCAUCUCUGAGGUGCUGAAUGUGAGAUCUGAGCAGACAGACACAGCCAGGCUUGUCCAGCACUGCUGUAAAAUCCAUCUCUGAGGUGCUGAAUGUGAGAUCUGAACAGACAGACACAGCCAGGCUUGUCCAGCACUGCUGUAAAAUCCAUCUCUGAGGUGCUGAAUGUGAGAUCUGAACAGACAGACACAGCCAGGCUUGUCCAGCACUGCUGUAAAAUCCAUCUCUGAGGUGCUGAAUGUGUGACCUGAGCAGACAGACACAGCCAGGCUUGUCCAGCACUGCUGUAAAAUCCAUCUCUGAGGUGCUGAAUGUACAUUUUCAGGGGAAUUCAGUUAAUCUGAGGCUUUGGGAAACACACAUAUCAGCAUCACUCACACUGAGAGUUGGGCUCUGCUCAUAUGUGCAGCUCUCAGAGGUUAAACUGCUUGUGUGGUGCAUGAUUUGUAAUGGAAAUACCAAGUACAAUAUCAAAAUACAAUUUGUAGUGGAAAAAGGAUCUCUGAGCUGCCCUGCACCAUCAGGAAUAUACUGUGUAGUUUGUGUGCAGAGAACUUUAGGGAAAGCAAUGGCCUCUAAGCUUUAAGGUAGCCUUUAAAUUAAUGAGUAGAUGGAUAAGUGUUGAAUAAAACUUAUUAAUCCUCCGUAGGUAGUUUUUAGUUGCUUGAAAAAUAACUCUGAACCCCCUGGUGUUUACACUGCAUCAGAGCAUAAGCAUGUUUCCUGGAAUACUUGGGAUUCUUCUUCAUAAUAGCAUUGGAAAUUCCUGCAAGAGGGAAGUGAGUAGUUAGGGAAGUGACUUAAUUUGCAUCUGUUAAAUGCAUUGAAUAUUUUACUUGAGUAGAGCCAAUUAAGGCCAUGGUGUUACUAAGCUGUUCCAGUUUCCAAAUACUGUGAAUGAGCACUUUAAGGUUGAGUUCUCACUCUUUGCUGGUCAAAAGUUUUGCCCUCUGAAGGCCAGAGCCAGAAGGGAGGCUUGAAAUUCCAUCUGCUUUCUGCCUUAAUGUGUUUGAUUUGUCACCACUGCCUGUGGAGUAGCAAGACUUUCAUUGUGAUAAUGAGAUAUCACAGCUGAAUAUUCAGAUGAAAAUCAUCUGGGGAAAGUUCCCCACUCCUUGGACUGUUCAGAAUCAGGGAAGGUAAAAUUGGUUUAAUUGGAAUUAUUUUACCUCACAGUGAAGCUUGACAGGAAGUGCUUUUGAGGGCUUUUAAAAGGUGCUGUAAAGGUGCAUAUUACUGAAGGGGAUUUAUGUUGUUUUUAUUUUUCUUUGAAAUGCCUGCAACACAUCCUUGUUUCUUGAAUUUUAAAAUACCCUUUGCCUGCCAUUCUUCUGUUACUGUUUUGAGUGACCUUCCUUGUACUUUUAGACUGGGGAACAAGAAGGAGCAUGCUCAGACUGAGGCAGAAAUAAACCCACUUUGCACGUGGGUUUAACCUAAAACCCAGUUUGAAAGGGCUCUGUUCCCUCAGGCACCUGCCCAAACUGGUGCAGCCACACCACUUUUUCUGCAGAAAUCCCAUUUCUAGGAUUCUCAGCAGAGGCUCCCAGUUGGAUCCUGAAAUACAGGAGGGUUGUACUGAAGAAAGAACAUAAUUACUUAAGUGCUUUGCUGAAUUAAGGCAUGAAUAAUGAAACAGCCUAGGAUCACCCAGAGCACUGUGGACCUGGGUUUGUUUUUAAUUCAGUAUUAAAACACACAUUAGCACUGUUGGGAGUUCCCCACAGAAAGCCACUUAGCUUCCAGUGUUAAACCCCACUCUGCUUUUAGCCUGUCAUUAGGAAAAGAAGAUAAACCCCCCCAAAACCCAACAUUAAACCCAGCCCUGCAGAAGCUGAUGCCUAAACCCCUCCAGAAGUAGCUGACAGUUCAAAGGAGCUUGAAGAUUACACUGUGUUCUAACUACUUGAGCUGAAGUACUGGCUAGGAACGAGACCAAGAGACUGGAGCCCCAGGUGUGCUCUCAGCUCUCCCAGGGCAGCAGGGCCAUGCCUGGGACAAGGAGCUGACCCUCCCCCUUUGCCAUCUGUCACAUGGACACAAUACCUACCUCAGAGAGGUGCACCAGGUGUCUUUGAAACACAAGUGGAAGAUCCAUAUUUAUUGUCUGCCUUGACUUUGGGGAGCAACCCUUAGAUUUUAGCUUUGUGUCCUGGAUGGAUUUCUCAAAGUGUGUGAAACCUUUUUUUUUUUUUUUUCCUUUUUUCCCCCUGGUAUUUCUCAGUUGCAGUAUUUGAAAAAUGAGCUUUAUUUAAUCCAGAGUGUUGGGCUUUGCUAGAUCAUGUUUGCAUUGGGAAUCUGCUACCAGAGAAUCAAUUCCCUUGGAGGGAGACGUGUCACUAUCACUGCUUGGAUGUUCUCUUUUGUUGCCUAGAAAAAUAAAAUCUCUUUGGUUAAAAAAGA